Molecule: messenger RNA, 562 nt
Organism: Trichoplusia ni (cabbage looper)
Lineage: Eukaryota; Metazoa; Arthropoda; Insecta; Lepidoptera; Noctuidae
Product: pupal cuticle protein C1B-like
Exons: 2
Coding region: 101-562 (153 amino acids)
Source: RefSeq, a predicted model, not a curated record
UAUAAGGCCCGGUGGAACAGCAUUUCGUUAGAUAACUUCGACACUUCAGUCGGCAAUCAUCUACCUUCGAAAAACAACAAUUUUAAAACCUUCAAUAACCAUGCAGACCAUUGUCGCUUUCACCGCCCUCCUGGCUUGCGCCGCCGCCGCCCCCGGCCUCCUGGUUGCCCACCAGCCCGCCGUCGUGGCCGUGCACACCCCGGUCGUCCACGCUGUCCCAGUAGUGGGCUCCAAGACCACCAUCACCAAGUCCAGCCAGGUCGUGAACCAUGGCUCCCCCGUGCACGCCGUACACGCCGUCCACACCCCGGUGGUUGCUGCUUCCCCUGUGGUUGUUAAGACCGUUCACGCCGCUCCCGUGGUCCACGCCGUGCACGCCGCCCCCGUGGUGCACACCGUCCACGCCGCCCCCGUCGUACACGCCGUCCACGCCGCCCCCGUCGUUCACGCCGCUCCCCUCAUCGUGAAGACCGCUCCCUCCGCCGUGACCCACUCCUCCAGCUCCGUCGUCCACCACGGUCAUGUCGUCAAGUCCGUCCCCCUCAUCGCUGUCCACCACUAA